AUGACUGCGUCAAAGCUGAAGAUCAAUGUCAGUAUUGUCAAAUAUGUCAAGAAAUUGCUAUGGACCAUUCCCUACGAAGAGAGUUGUCUCCUUUCAUUUCCCAAUAAAGCAGCAAUGAUUAGAGAAAUAAAUGAAGAAAGUCGGCAUGUUGUGGCGAAGAGUCCAGGUGAGGAGGAAACAUUUACUCUGGAACAACCUACAAUUAUUGCGCAGUCAGAAAUCCAGGAUUUAAAAAUCUCCACCGAUCAACUAGUUCCUAUUCCGCUAUACCACCCACUUCAGCAAGAACCAACAACCGUUCUUGAAGAGUUGUACAGGUUUAGAGACGCUAACUUUGAAAAGCAUAAAAAGUAUUCAAUAUUAUGUGCAGUAGGAAUUCCAUUGACGCUACCAGUAGUGUUGGUGCCUAUUGUGCCCAAUGUACCUGGAAUUUAUCUAACUUAUCGGUUGUACUGCAAUGUGAAGGCUUUGUUCAGUAUAAAGAACAUGGACUACUUGUUGGAGAAAAAACAGGGCGACAAGGAUGAAUUGCUUGAUGCUAAAGCGGUUCAUGACACAACGCAUUUGAGACUUGAACCGGUGAGCCAGAUUGAUCAAAUAUACUCGAAACACGUUUCACAAGAUCUUUUGGUGCAGUUGAACAAAAGUGGAGAGGAGGAAGAAGUGGUGAUUUCAGAGCCGGUUAUCGAUGACUUAGCAGAGAAGUUGGCUUUGGAUAACCAUGUAAAAGAAGCUUUAAUGAAGGCAUUAGAUCAAGAAACAAAGAGGUUGAAGAGAGAAGUAAAGAUUGUUACAGAAAUGGCUGGUGUAAUGGAAAAUGCUAGAAAGCAAAUCCAGCGCCUUUCUCUAGAUGAUGCGAAGGAAGGGCAAUAUGGUUCGAUUUAUUCAGUUUCUGGGCCGGUUGUGGUUGCGGAAAACAUGAUUGGAUGUGCCAUGUACGAAUUGGUUAAAGUUGGACACGACAAUUUAGUUGGUGAGGUUAUUCGAAUCAACGGAGACAAGGCCACAAUUCAAGUUUAUGAAGAAACUGCAGGUGUUACAGUAGGUGAUCCUGUCUUAAGAACGGGUGCUCCAUUGAGUGCUGAGUUGGGUCCCGGUUUGUUAAACACGAUUUAUGAUGGUAUUCAAAGACCGUUAAAGGAGAUUAAGGAAGAGACUAAUUCUAUUUAUAUUCCUAGAGGAAUCGAUGUUCCUGCGUUAUCUAAGACAGUCCAAUACGACUUCAAACCAGGCCAAUUGAAAGUGGGUGAUCAUAUUACUGGUGGCGAUAUAUUCGGCUCUGUUUUUGAAAAUUCCUUAUUGGACGAUCACAAGAUUUUGUUGCCACCAAGAGCAAGAGGUACUAUUACCUCAAUUGCCGAAGCAGGCUCUUAUAAUGUCGAGGACACUGUUUUGGAAUUGGAAUUUGACGGUAAGAAACACAAAUACUCAAUGAUGCACACAUGGCCCGUGAGAGUUCCAAGACCCGUUGCCGAAAAGUUAUCAGCUGAUUACCCAUUAUUGACAGGUCAAAGAGUUUUGGAUUCUUUAUUCCCUUGUGUUCAAGGAGGUACUACCUGUAUCCCAGGUGCUUUCGGGUGUGGUAAAACUGUCAUUUCACAAUCCUUAUCCAAGUACUCCAACUCAGAUGUUAUUAUUUACGUUGGUUGUUUCACCAAGGGAACACCCGUCAUGAUGGCAAAUGGUAAAGACCAAGCCAUUGAGGACAUAAAAGUAAACGACUUGGUUAUGGGUAAAGAUGGUAAACCUAGAACUGUUGUGGGUUUGCCUAGAGGCUACGAUGACAUGUACAAUGUUUGUCAAGUCAAAAACGGCGGAAACCACGCUUUGGUGGACUUUGUUGUUUCUGCUGACCACAAGCUUGUUUUAAGAACAAAACAGAAUGUUGGCAUUACUACUCGUACCACUGCAAGUGGAAAAUAUUCUGCUGUUACUUUCUUUGCCUUGGAAAGAACCAAUUCGAAUACUAAAGUGGUUAAAUCUAAAACUAAGGUUUUUGCACACCAUGUUCAUGGGCAAAGUGCUGCUGGGGAGAAAGCUGCCAGCUUUGCAGCUGAAGUUGAUGAAUCACAAGUCUUUGACUGGGUUGUAGAGGCAAGGGAUUAUGAAUUAAUUGAUCCAAGAAUCAAAGAGCACACUACACAAAUGAUCAACCCUGUUUUCUUUGAGUCUGGUGAACUUGCCAAAUGGAGUCAAAAAAACAAUUGUCUGGCUACAGAGUUGGCUUAUUUGUUGGGUGCAUGGGUAGGAAAUGAAAAAGAAGAACAAGACAAAGAAAAAGAAAAAGUAAAAGAUGUUGCAUCUGUGUGUGCACAUGCAGAUGAACCAGAACAAGCUGAAAUUUCCAGCCAUUUCGAGAGUGACGUAGAAAGUGUUUCUGAACUGAUUUUUGAAGAAGCAAUUACUGAUAUAGACCUGGUACAUGAAGCCAGCUUCAUAGACGCUGAAACGAAAACCGUUACCAACAACAACAAUAACAACUGUGAGGCCUUUUGGAAUGCUAUUAAAUGUUUUGGGUUCAGAAAAGAGACUGAAUGUGGAUUUGAAAAAGUUGUCCCUUCACAAUUAGCUGUUGAUGACAUUGCUAUCAGAGAAUUCUUUUUGGCUGGUUUACUUGACGCUAACGGCAAAGUUGAUGGAAGUAGCACCGCAACCCUUUCCACAAAUUACCAAUCCGUUUGCGACGGUGUGGUCAAAGUUGCCCGUUCUUUGGGUAUUGAAAUCACUGUUAACAAGAUUGAGUCCAUAUAUAACGUCCACUUAAAUGGUCAAGUAUUGAGCAAUAUUUUUGCCAAAUGUGCAAUUGAAAGCAAACGCGUUGAAGCAACCUCCUGUUCUUCUUCUUCUUCUUCUUCUUUUUCUCCAACACCUGUCCCAUUUUACUUUGAUUUGAUUAAGAAAGAAAAAGAAGAUUAUUAUGGUAUUACCCUUGAUGAGUCAUCAGAUCAUUUAUUCUUACUUUCCAACAUGGCAUUGGUUCACAAUUGUGGUGAAAGAGGAAAUGAAAUGGCCGAAGUUUUAAUGGAAUUUCCUGAAUUAUACACUGAAAUAAAUGGAAGAAAAGAACCUAUUAUGAAGCGUACCACAUUGGUUGCAAAUACAUCGAACAUGCCUGUGGCAGCAAGAGAAGCAUCCAUUUACACUGGUAUUACAUUAGCAGAAUAUUUCAGAGACCAAGGAAAGAAUGUUUCCAUGAUUGCCGAUUCUUCGUCACGUUGGGCUGAAGCUUUAAGAGAAAUCUCUGGAAGAUUGGGUGAAAUGCCUGCUGAUCAAGGUUUCCCGGCUUACUUGGGAGCAAAAUUGGCAUCGUUCUAUGAAAGAGCUGGUAAAGCCACCGCAUUGGGUUCUCCAGAUAGAAUCGGGUCUGUAUCUGUUGUCGCUGCGGUUUCGCCUGCUGGUGGUGAUUUCUCUGAUCCAGUUACAACUGCCACAUUAGGUAUCACGCAAGUGUUUUGGGGUUUGGAUAAAAAAUUAGCACAAAGAAAACAUUUCCCAUCUAUCAACACAGCUGUUUCAUAUUCAAAGUACACCAACAUUUUAAACAAGUACUACGAUUCAAACUUUCCAGAAUUUCCUCAAUUGAGAAACAAAAUGAAGGAAAUCUUGUCCAAUGCAGAAGAGUUGGAACAAGUUGUUCAAUUAGUUGGUAAGUCUGCAUUGAGUGAUUCUGAUAAGAUUACUUUGGAUGUAGCAACGUUGAUCAAGGAAGACUUUUUACAACAAAACGGAUAUUCCACAUAUGAUGCAUUUUGCCCAAUUUGGAAAACAUUUGACAUGAUGAGAGCUUUUAUUGCAUAUCAUGAUGAAGCACAAAAGGCUGUUGCCAAUGGUGCUCAGUGGUCUAAAUUAUCAGAAAUCACGAGUGACGUAAAGCAUGCUGUUUCAUCGGCUAAAUUCUUUGAACCUACAAGAGGCGAAGAGGAAGGACAAAAGGAGUUCAGUGAGUUGUUAACCACUAUCUCCGAGAAAUUCGCCGAAGCCAUUGAGUAG
Molecule: messenger RNA, 3990 nt
Organism: Lodderomyces oxycetoniae
Lineage: Eukaryota; Fungi; Ascomycota; Pichiomycetes; Serinales; Debaryomycetaceae
Product: TFP1
Exons: 3
Coding region: 1-3990 (1329 amino acids)
Biological process (GO): proton transmembrane transport; protein splicing; ATP metabolic process
Cellular component (GO): fungal-type vacuole membrane
Molecular function (GO): DNA binding; ATP binding; endonuclease activity
Source: RefSeq, a predicted model, not a curated record